Messenger RNA from Boleophthalmus pectinirostris (great blue-spotted mudskipper), 3442 nucleotides. RefSeq names its product phosphodiesterase 6B, cGMP-specific, rod, beta (gene pde6b). The transcript has 23 exons. Gene Ontology annotation, cellular component: photoreceptor outer segment membrane. Gene Ontology annotation, molecular function: 3',5'-cyclic-nucleotide phosphodiesterase activity; protein binding. NCBI's taxonomy places the organism in Eukaryota, Metazoa, Chordata, Actinopteri, Gobiiformes, Gobiidae. The record is from RefSeq and is a predicted model, not a curated record. Gene Ontology annotation, biological process: signal transduction; retina development in camera-type eye. The coding region runs from base 1 to 2553 and encodes 850 amino acids.
AUGGGAGUGAAAAAAGAGGAUGUGGAAAAGUUUCUCCAAGGAAAUCCUGCAUUUGCCAAGGAGUAUUUUGGCAAGGCGUUGAGUCCAGACUUCAUCUCAAAGGCCUCAGGACUUCCAGAAAACCAGGUGGAUUUCAACAGUUUUCAGCGACUUUCUCAGAUGGAGGAGAGCCAAAUCCUAUAUGACAUCAUUACAGACAUGCAGGAAAAUGUUAAUAUGGAAAAGGUUGUGUUCACACUCCUGAAGAGGAUCAGUGCGCUGAUCCAUGCUGACCGCUGCAGCCUGUUCAUGUACCGACAGAGGAACGGUGUUGGAGAACUGGCCACCAGGCUCUUCAAUGUGAAUGCCCAGGCUCAGCUGGAUGACUGUGUGGUUCCUCCAGACUCAGAGAUUGUCUAUCCCUUGGACAUGGGUAUAGUGGGCCACGUGGCUCAGACCAAGAAAUCAGUUAAUGUCAAAAAUGUUACAGAGAACCAGUACUUCAGCUCAUUUGUGGAUGAACUCACUGAAUAUAAGACUCACAACGUUUUGGCUACACCCAUCCUCAAUGGAAAAGACAUGGUGGCAGUGAUCAUGGCUCUGAACAAGACUACAGGACCUCACUUCACUGAACAGGAUGAAGAUAUUUUUUUAAAGUAUCUGAAAAUUGCUAGUUUGAACUUGAAAAUCUUCCAUCUGAGUUACCUUCACAACUGUGAGACACGUAAAGGAAUGAUGCUGCUGUGGUCUGCGAACAAGGUUUUUGAAGAACUGACAGAUAUUGAGCGACAGUUUCACAAAGCCUUGUACACUGUUCGAGCCUACCUUAACUGUGAUCGGUACUCAGUCGGUCUGCUGGAUAUGACCAAGGAGAAGGAAUUUUUUGAUAUUUGGCCAGUACUGAUGGGAGAGCAGCCACCUUACUCUGGACCUGUUACACCUGAUGGACGGGAAGUUAUAUUUUAUAAAGUAAUUGACUACAUACUGCAUGGAAAAGAGGACAUCAAAGUCAUACCGAACCCUCCUGUGGACCACUGGGCUUUGAGCAGUGGUCUUCCUACGUAUGUUGCAGAGAGUGGUCUUAUUUGCAACAUCAUGAAUGCUGCUGCUGAUGAGACAUUUAAGUUUCAGACUGAGGCCCUUGAUGGCAGUGGUUGGACUAUAAAGAACGUCCUGUCACUGCCAAUUGUUAACAAAAAAGAAGAGAUUGUUGGAGUUGCCACAUUCUACAACAGGAAAGAUGGGAAGCCUUUUGAUGAUCAUGAUGAGCAGCUCAUGGAGGCUUUGACACAGUUUUUGGGCUGGUCCGCCUUAAACACAGAUACUUACGACAAAAUGAACAAGCUAGAAAACCGUAAGGACAUUGCACAGGACAUGGUGCUGUACCAUGUCAAAUGCAGAAAUGAUGAGAUCCAGAACAUACUUAAUACCAGGCAAGUUUUUGGAUGUGAGCCCAGUGAGUGUGAAGAGGAAGAACUUUUACAAAUUCUGAAAAAAGAUCUGCCGCCACUGAUUAAAAAAUUUGAGAUCUAUGCAUUUCACUUUUCUGAUUUUAACUGCACUGAGUUGGAGCUGGUGAAGUGUGGAGUCCAGAUGUACUAUGAAGUUGGUGUGGUCAAGAAGUUUCAGGUCCCACAAGAGGUGCUGGUGCGUUUCAUGUACUCUGUUUGUAAAGGCUACAGAAGAAUUACUUACCACAACUGGCGCCAUGGCUUCAAUGUGGGACAGACCAUGUUCACACUUCUUACGACAGGGAAUUUGAAGCGAUAUUAUACUGACUUAGAAGUAAUGGCCAUGAUAACAGCAGGAUUCCUCCAUGAUAUUGACCACAGAGGAACCAACAACUUGUACCAAGUCAAGUCAGGCAAUCCUUUGGCAAAACUGCAUGGCUCCUCCAUAUUGGAGAGACACCAUCUAGAGUUUGGAAAAUUUAUUUUGUCUCAAGAGUCUCUGAAUAUCUACCAGAACCUCAACAGGCGACAGUCUGAGCAUGUCAUUCAUCUCAUGGACAUUGCUAUUAUUGCCACAGACCUGGCUUUAUACUUUAAGAAACGAACAAUGUUUCAGAAGAUUGUGGACCUGUCUAAAACAUAUGAGGAUGAAAAGAAGUGGGUGGACUUCAUGUCACUGGAGACAACAAGGAAAGAGAUUGUAAUGGCCAUGAUGAUGACUGCAUGUGACCUAUCAGCUAUUACCAAACCAUGGGAAGUACAGAGUAAGGUGGCUCUGUCUGUUGCUGAAGAGUUUUGGGAGCAGGGUGACUUGGAAAGAACAGUACUUGAACAACAACCUAUUCCAAUGAUGGAUAGGACUAAAUCAGCGGACCUCCCCAAACUUCAGUGUGGUUUCAUUGAUUUUGUCUGCACAUUUGUCUAUAAGGAAUUUUCUCGCUUCCAUCCCCAAAUCCAGCCAAUGUUGGAUGGUCUCCUGAACAACAGAAAAGAGUGGAAUGCAAAAAAGGAAGAAUAUGAGGCUAAACUCAAAGCCAUUGAAGAUGCAAAGGCUUCUAAACAGGCUGCUGCUGCCAGUAAAGCUGACAACCCAGGAGGCUCUAAAACUUGUUCUGUGUGCUAAAGGACAUCAGCACAAUCAUUAAAGGAGAAACUGUUUCUAACUGACUGUCCAGAAAUAAAUUCAGUAAUGUAAAUUAAGAAAUUAAAGGUGCUUUUAGCUUCCUAAAAGGUCUAAUAUCAUCAUUCAGUAUUGUAAAAUGUUAGGCUACUGUACCAUCUUCCAGUCAACUAUGAUUUACUGUGGGAUUGCUUAAGCACCAUAGAAGCAAAAAGUAGAUAGUGGUGAGAUAAUCAGCUCAGGGUUUUGAGCAGUCACAUUGAUCUGUAGCUAAAAAUGAUGCCUUUAUUGUAAAUACAAUACUGUAUAUGUAAUAGAAAAAAACAGAUGUAAAUGCAAUUGUUUAUUUGAACUGAACUUUAUUUACUAAAACUUACUGUCCUAUUUUUAUUGUAACUUGAAUAACUGCAUAUGUUUACAUUUCAAUGAUUAAAACAAUGUCAUCUAACUUAUAAUUUGUCAGUGACGAGUGCUUGUAGGGACUGGUAACAUUUGUAUCCUGUAUAUUUUAGGAUGAUCCCAAUGAUGAUAUUUUGGCAGUUCAGAUCAGAAAUGUGCUCAAAUGCACAUGCAGAAAGUGCAGGAAUAUCCAGCUAGUUGUGCUAUUUUAUUAAACUCCACAGAGUCAGUUGGAACAUAGAUUUUCUACUGUUUUAUAUUGCUUUCUGACAUCUAAAAUUUUUACACGUUUUGAUUGAUAAUUCCAAAUUCAAAUGAUUAAAUAUAUAAAGUUUAUGUUAGCAGCUAUUUAAAAAUGUGCUUUCAAAUGAUGACAUGUACUGUAGAACAACUAAGGUAGAUUACCUUCUACUUAACACUCACUGGAGAUUCUGUGAAUUGCUGUAUUAUUAAUAAUGUUUUUACUGUAUUUUCGACCACUAGCUUGUGAAAU